Messenger RNA from Drosophila mauritiana, 868 nucleotides. RefSeq names its product paired mesoderm homeobox protein 2. NCBI's taxonomy places the organism in Eukaryota, Metazoa, Arthropoda, Insecta, Diptera, Drosophilidae. Bases 1 to 813 code for a protein of 270 amino acids. Gene Ontology annotation, biological process: regulation of transcription by RNA polymerase II. Gene Ontology annotation, molecular function: RNA polymerase II transcription regulatory region sequence-specific DNA binding; DNA-binding transcription factor activity, RNA polymerase II-specific. The record is from RefSeq and is a predicted model, not a curated record. The transcript is spliced from 3 exons.
AUGCUAAACUACCAGCAGCAAUUGCAUUCGCUGCCCGUCGGCAAUCCGGGAAAUUUUUACUACGGACCGAUGUACCCAUCUCACCAAUCGCUUAACCUGGAGUCCGAGGACAAACUGGAGGAUCGGGAAGAAAGUGGCAGGAGCCUGGACAAAAUGCACAGAUUCUCCGUGGACAAUAUCAUGGAAAUGAAGCACGACGCCUAUUCCAAGGGAAAAAUGGCCAUGGAACUCAGUAGCAAUUUCGGCCCCACUGGCGCAGGAUGCGGUGGCGGAGAUCGGGCAGCUCCCUGCUCCGGAAAUCUGCCGGCGGGUGGUGGCCACCACUCGAGGAAGCCGCGCCGCAAUCGCACCACCUUCAGCUCCGCCCAACUGACGGCCUUGGAGAAGGUCUUCGAACGCACCCACUAUCCGGAUGCCUUUGUUCGCGAGGAGCUGGCCACCAAGGUGCAUCUGAGCGAGGCCAGAGUUCAGGUCUGGUUUCAGAAUCGGCGUGCGAAAUUCCGGCGGAACGAGCGGAGCGUGGGCUCCAGGCCACUUCUGGACACGGCUCCUCAGUUGGUGCCGGCGCCGAUUAGCAAUAAUAUGCACAAAUAUGCCAAUAUGCCACACCCACACCCACCGCCGCCACCGCCACCCGGCGCGUACGCCCUCAACUUUGGGCCACUGGAGCUGCGCUCGUGCCAGAACUAUACGAACUGCUACGGGGGAUUCGGAUCGAGUGGUGCCAGCAGCAGUGGCGUCUGCUCCUUCUUCGGGGCCACCAACUACUGUGUGGCCGCCAAUUAUGCGAAGAACGCCUAUCCGCCGCUGUGAUGGCGCGGCUAGCUUUAAUGGGCCCCACGAGGUUACUUCAUGCAUAUGUAUUUCA